This is a messenger RNA of Gamsiella multidivaricata, 1914 nucleotides long. RefSeq lists its product as uncharacterized. NCBI's taxonomy places the organism in Eukaryota, Fungi, Mortierellomycota, Mortierellomycetes, Mortierellales, Mortierellaceae. The transcript has 5 exons. Bases 278 to 1861 code for a protein of 527 amino acids. The record is from RefSeq and is a predicted model, not a curated record.
ACACACACACAUCUCCACUUCAUCUCGCGCCUCCCUCCAGGCUCUUCUCGUCUUGUCUCCUCCCCCAUACUCUUUCACAUACCCCACAGUCGCCAAUUCGUGGGUUCUGCCCUGUCCGAGCAGGACUUUGUCAUUACAUCACGCGAAAUCAUAAAGAUGCCAAGCGCCUAGUUCCUGACUUUCCAUUUUCUUUUUUAUAUAUAUUUUUCACCACACCCCAACCCUUCUCUUCCACAUACCCUUCCGCUUCCCCUACUCAACACACCCGACUGCCAACAUGGAGGAUGCCUGGGAGAACUUUCUUGAGGCAAUUGCCGGGCUGCUGUCCAUAGCCUUGACGAAUAAAGAGACGGAAAAGGUCAUUGCCGGAUUCAACAAUUUCCAACAGCGACUGCAGCGUCUUAGCAGUCAUAACCUUCAGCGGCUGCACCUCGAAAUCACCCAGGACACGAAACGGGUCAACAAGUGUAAGCACGAGGGCAAGACUUGCACCCAGAAUGUGACUCGAGGAUUCCUCAAGACCUGGGUUAUUGGAUACGUGGUCAAGUACAUGAUCGGUGUCUUGCCCGCGCUCCUGACGGGGAAGGCCCUGAAAAAUCCAGGGAUAUUUAAGAAAAGCGGAGGCAGAGACACUGUCGGAUUCGCGUUCUUCCUGUCCUCAUUCUUGUCCGCCUACAAGGCGGUGCUCUGCACCAUGCGGUACUAUCGGCCGGAUCACGAGGGUGACCGGCUGAACGCGUUUGUGGCCGGAUCUGUUGCAGGACUGACACUGUUGCUCGACAAGAACAAGAGUCGCAGGACUGCACUCACUCUCUACCUGUUCACGCGAUCGAUCCAGUUCGGAUCGAGCUACACGAUGAAAAAGUGGGCUGAGCACCGGGACGCCAAGAGGGCUGCGAAUCGCCAGGCGCUCAUGGACAAUGCGGAGUUUACGGGACAGAAGCAGACACUCGUGACAAAGAAUGGAUGGGACGAUAUUCUUGCAAAGGUAUUAACGGCAUCGGCGGCAACCAUUCUGAUGUCGCUCACGGCCUCGGUCAACUUGUACUCAUGUGUCAUUGAGCCGGACGCCAUGCCGAGGUCCUACUGGAACUUUAUCAUGCAGCACUCAGGUCUGCCCCAAAAGUUCGGACCCAUGUUCCCGCCCCUGAUAGAGACAUUCCAGUCUCAGUACAAGAUCCUGAAGGAGCUGCCGGGCGGCAUGGAGAACGUUGGCAUCCCAGCGGGCAUGUCAUCCAAGGACUUUGUCGCACAGAACAUUUCGCCCAACAUUGCGACAUUGUUUCCUAGCGGUCUGCACCACGACUUUCAGCUGUGCGCGUUGCUUCACCCCCUGACGCCUUGCAAGGGACACGCGUUAGAUGUCCUCACAGGCGAGUUUGCUCGUGCAGCCAAGAUGUACGGUACACUGAACUUUAUCGUAACUCUCGUCUUCCAGCAUAAGAAACUAGCGACGAAUCCUAAGGGAGUCGCGUAUCGCUAUUUCAAAUCGACUUUGCGGUCAUGCCUCUUCUUGACAAUGUAUGUCUUGGGCGCGUUCAGCACUCCCUGUGUGACGCGUAGGGUCUUCAAGAGUGAGGUCCUUUUCACCUAUCUUUUCAACGGCAUUAUUUCUGGAUUGGCGGUCUUGAUUGAAGCGCCUGGACGCCAGAUGGAGUUGGCAUUGUACUGCCUGCCCCGUGCGCUGGAGACUGCGUGGAACCUGCUGUUGAAGCGUGGGCUGGUCCGCAAUGUUCCUUAUGGCGAUAUCGCAUUGUUCAGUGCAUCGAUGGGAGUGAUGAUGACCCUGUACCAGAACGAUCCCAGCGUGAUUAACAAGCACUACCUCACAGUUUUGACCCGCGUCUUUGGACGCAACUAGAGCAGUUGUUUACUAUUUUAACAUGCACCACAUCAGAUAAUAAACAAUUGCCA